This is a messenger RNA of Centropristis striata (black sea bass), 1248 nucleotides long. Its product is annotated as odorant receptor 131-2-like. Lineage: Eukaryota; Metazoa; Chordata; Actinopteri; Perciformes; Serranidae. Gene Ontology annotation, cellular component: membrane. Gene Ontology annotation, biological process: G protein-coupled receptor signaling pathway. The record is from RefSeq and is a predicted model, not a curated record. Bases 146 to 1111 code for a protein of 321 amino acids. Gene Ontology annotation, molecular function: G protein-coupled receptor activity. The transcript is spliced from 2 exons.
CCCUUUCACCCUGUAUUUUCACUUAAUGAACGUAAUGAACUUAUUUGAACGUUUUGUUCAGUAAAAAUGUCUUGUUCAGUGUUUGGUUGGACUAACAGACACUCCAAGGAGUCGCUGCUCAGUUUUCUGAGGUGUGGUGUUUAAAAUGCAGAAUAUGACUGAAUUUCCAGGCAAUGCAACUUCCCACAAAAGACUGUCUGUGAUCAUCAAGUUGAGUGUGGUUAUCCCCUUCUUCUGUGUCUUCCUCUGCCUCAUUGUUGUCAUGCUGCACAUCUUUGCCUCUCACAGGCAGUUCCUGGACAGCACACGUUACAUCCUGUUUGCCAACAUGCUGAUCAAUGACACUCUCCAUCUCUUGUCCUCUGUGCUGCUCUUCAUCUGCUUCAUGGUACGGUUGAAAUUUGCUCUUGUCUAUUGUGUUCCUCUGCUGUUCUUUUCCACUGCGACCUUCCAGAACACACCUUUAAUCCUGGCCACCAUGUCACUGGAGCGUUAUGUUGCCAUCUUCUACCCCCUGCAGUGCCCUGCCGCCUGGCGAUCAGAUCGGAUCUGGAUCAUUAUUCUGUCCCUGUGGCUCAUCAGCUGUAUCUCCCCUUUAAUUCUUUUUUCCAUCGGCAAAAGUGAUCCUGCUUUAAAUAUAAUUUCUACCCCUGUGCUUUGCAGAGUCUCCCUUGUUAGCUCAUCUCCAAUCCAGGAAUUGUUCCGAGCUGCUAUAGAUUUUCUCUUCUUUGCAGUUGUGGCUGUUGUCAUCCUCUUUACAUACGUGAGAAUCUUACUGGAAACAAGGAAGCUGAGACAAGAUAAAGUGUCAGUGAGCAAAGCCAUGCACACUGUGCUGCUCCACGGUUUACAGCUGCUGCUAUGCAUGUUGGCCUUCACAAACCCUAUCAUUGUGACUCUCAUUGUGCUGCAUGCCAACUGGUUGCCUGAGCACAUCUCCUUUUUUUUUUUUUUCUGUUUCAUCGUUAUUCCCCGUUUUCUCAGCCCGCUAAUUUACGGCUUUAGAGAUCAGAGUCUCAGGGCCUGCAUUGGGAAACAAUUCCUCUGCUGCUCAAACAAACUCAAACCCAGUGUGAGAGGCAAGCUGCAGGACAACUUGCUUGCUUCUUGAACUGACUAAUAUAGUUUUGACAGAGAUCUUAAACGUAAUGUUUUGUGUUUUUGUGAUGUUGAACAGGUUCCUGUAGGUCUUAAAAAGCAUUCAAAGCACUGAGUACAGUAUCCAGGUAAUAAAAGACUUGAAUGUAA